Messenger RNA from Capsicum annuum, 834 nucleotides. RefSeq lists its product as uncharacterized. Bases 1 to 834 code for a protein of 277 amino acids. The transcript has a single exon. Lineage: Eukaryota; Viridiplantae; Streptophyta; Magnoliopsida; Solanales; Solanaceae. The record is from RefSeq and is a predicted model, not a curated record.
AUGGCUUCCAAGAAAAAGGAGUCGACUCACCAGGGCGGCAAAACCAAACUGGACUCUCCUUCUGAUCCUCAACCACCCAAGUCCAAGAAGGCCAAAACAAACACUUCUGAUGGUCCUUCCAAGAGAAAGGCAAAUAUAGAGUCUUCCACCAUUGUUACUGAAAGCUCUACUCGCCAAAGAGGCAAAGCCAAAGUGGAUACUAAUUCUGAUCCCAAGAAGGCCAAAACAAUUACUACUUCUGAUGCUGGCUCCAAUCGCCGUGGCAAAGAAAUACUCAAGUCGCCUCUUGCUGUGACUGAAAAACCCAACUUCAAGAAACCCAAAACACCACCAAAGAAAAUGGCAAAUGUUGUGCAGUCGUCUUCCUCUACCGUCGUGACCUGCAGUGGGAAACGCAAAGCCAAAGUGGAUUCUAACGUGCCUUCUAAUUCUGAUUCGAACAAGGCCAAAGAAUUAGUGAAGUCGCCUCUUGCUGUUUCUCAAAAACCCAAGAAAUCCAAAACACCGCCAAAGAAAAUGGCAAAUGUGGAGUCUUCUUCCUCUGGCGUCGUGACUCACAGUGCGAAAAAAGGCAAAGCCAAAUUGGAGUCCAAGAAAAUGGAAAAUGUGCAGAACAAAGGAAAAGCUAAGGAGGAAGACAGUAUUAGUUCCAAGCAACCCAAAUUAACCAUCUCUGAAGAGAAGGCAAAUGUGCAGAUUUCCAGUGUUGUCACCCGCAGGGGCAAAGCGAAAAUGGGUUCUGACCCAGAACCGCCAAAAUCCAAGAAAGCUAAAGGUACAACUGCUACUGCUAGCUCAACUCUCCGGGGCAAGGCGAAAAUCCAAGAAGGCUAA